CGUUCGAUGUCAGCACAUCCACUCCAGCCACCGAGGCAAACUCUUCUACAAGCUUAGCAGCCGGCAAGCCCUUCGACUUCCUCUUCAACAUGUGCAAUCUGGUAGCGGUCUUCCUUGUCGCGGCUCUGUCCACCGUGUCGGCAGCGCCGUCCUGGGCUCCCGGAGCUGCCCUAGCCGGGCCAAUCCUGGGGCCCGCCGCUCUCAGCGGACCCAUCGUUGGACCCUCCGCCUUGGCGGGCCCGGCCGUCGGACCUGCUCGCAUUUCCGGUGCGGUAGAUGGCGGCGCUGUGGUCACCGGAGCCGUUGCAGGACCUUCUCUAGUUUCCGGCAGCGUUGCUGGUGCUUCUUGGGGAGCUCCCUGGGCUGCUGCUGCACCAUGGGGCGCUCCAUGGGGAGCCGUUUUGGCCGGACCUGCGUCACUUCCAGCGGCACUUUCCGGACCCGUGGCCGCCCCAGCUCUGAUUGCUGGGCCAUCUGGUAGUAUAGCGGCCGGACCGGCUGGCGUAGGAGGAAUCGUUAGCGGUGGCGGACAUUGGUAAUCACCCAGAACGGACAAUCAUCCGACAUCUUCGACUGAUCUCCCCUGAUGCCCGCAACUUUGAAACCGACCGUGCCACGAUCUCCGUCAUACACCGCUAGUACCUCCCAUCACACUGUAUCUUUUACAUGUAUUCCGUGUACAUAACAAUACCUCAUAUGCGUUGAUAUGUUAUAAUAAAAGCAUGCAAUUUCGGAGAGGAAUCUCAUUAGUCGUUUGUCUUUAAGCCGUCAGAGUAUUUAAUCUUCGCUGGUUUAGUCUGAGCAAUACAUCAAAACCUUUUUUUAUAUGAAUGUACACAGUAGAUGCAAAUAAAUGACAGCAUGUGUUCUUAUACAUA
This is a messenger RNA of Megalopta genalis, 878 nucleotides long. RefSeq lists its product as uncharacterized. The record is from RefSeq and is a predicted model, not a curated record. Lineage: Eukaryota; Metazoa; Arthropoda; Insecta; Hymenoptera; Halictidae.